Molecule: messenger RNA, 1618 nt
Organism: Phragmites australis (common reed)
Lineage: Eukaryota; Viridiplantae; Streptophyta; Magnoliopsida; Poales; Poaceae
Product: probable protein phosphatase 2C 30
Exons: 3
Coding region: 133-1293 (386 amino acids)
Biological process (GO): protein dephosphorylation
Cellular component (GO): nucleus; cytosol
Molecular function (GO): cation binding; protein serine/threonine phosphatase activity
Source: RefSeq, a predicted model, not a curated record
CUCUCGCUCUCAUGAUCACACCAGCGAAAACAAAAAACGAGAGAAGCAGCAGCAACUAUACCUGCAUCGUUCGCCUUCGCUUGCUCAAAGCGUUCUUGAUUUGAGGAGCCUUCGUGGAAUCGUUCUUUCCUCAUGGCGGAGAUCUGCUGCGAGGUGGCGGCGGGCUCGGGUCGGAACGGUGACUGCAGCGACGCCGGUAGCCGCGCGGCGCGGCGGCGGAGGAUGGAGAUCCGGCGGCUCAGGGUGGUCACCGAGAAAGCGUCCGCCAAGAGGCGGAAGCUCGAGGGUGACGAGAAGGAGGGGGUGAGGCGGCCGGCGCCGAGGUACGGCGUGACAUCCGUGUGCGGCCGGCGGAGGGACAUGGAGGACGCGGUAUCCGCCCGCCCGGCGUUCCUCCACGGCCACCACUUCUUCGGAGUGUUCGACGGCCACGGCUGCUCGCAUGUGGCGACGUCGUGCGGGGAGCGGAUGCACGAGAUCGUGGCCGAGGAGGUGACCGCCGCCGCCGGCGUGCCGGGUUCGGACGAGACGGCACGGUGGAGGGGCGUCAUGGAGAAGAGCUACGCGCGGAUGGACGCCGAGGCCGUCGGCUCUAGGGGAAACGCGGGCCCGGUGCCCACCUGCCAGUGCGAGAUGCAGCUGCCCAAGUGCGACCACGUGGGCUCCACGGCCGUCGUCGCCGUGGUGGGGCCUCGCCAUCUUGUCGUCGCCAACAGCGGCGACUCCCGCGCGGUCCUCUGCAGCGGUGGCGCCGCCAUCCCGCUCUCAUCUGACCACAAGCCGGAACGUCCCGACGAGCUAGAACGGAUCCAAGCGGCGGGCGGCCGCGUUAUCUUCUGGCACGGCGCCCGCAUCUUCGGCAUGCUCGCCAUGUCCCGAGCCAUUGGUGACAACUACCUGAAGCCGUUCGUGAUACCUGACCCGGAGGUGAGGGUGGUGGAGAGGAAGUACGGCGAGGACGAGUUUCUCAUCCUGGCCAGCGACGGCCUGUGGGACGUGGUGAGCAACGAGGUGGCGUGCAACGUCGUGCGCGCCUGCCUCCGGAGCAGAGCACCGCGCGGCGAGGAGCGGUUGAGCCCGACCUCCAGCCCGAGCCCCAGGCAGAGCAGCAGCGGCGGCGACGAGGAGGCAGGGCCCGGCGACGGCGCUAGCUCCGAGAGCGACAGCGAGGGCGGCGAGGACAAGGUGUGCGCCGAGGCGGCCUUCCUGCUGACCAAGCUGGCGCUGGCGAGGCAGAGCUCGGACAACGUCAGCGUCGUCGUCGUCAAUCUCAGGCGGCGCCCAAGGUCGUGACGGGCGGAUCCACCGGCCUAGCCGUUCUUGGUUUCUUGCCCGCCCCUAACUCGAAAUUCGCGUCGACAAAGCAACACGAUCGAACCAAAUGAGAAAGCAAAGAUCGAACAAAAGUGUGACAUCCAUGCAGAACUGCAGAUUCCAGUAGGAUCAUUUCAUUUUAUUUUUUUUGGCGUUUCUGAUCUGGGUCGGACAGAUCAGCCCUCCUUUCUUUUUCUCCAAAGAAAAGCGAAAAGCGCAUGUAUUUCCGAUGUUUGAAGAAACUUUCUCGAGCGUCCGAUAAAUUGUAAUAUAACCCAGUGUCUCUUCCACCUUCCUCUGACUA